Truncatella angustata is the source of this 816-nucleotide messenger RNA. RefSeq lists its product as uncharacterized. The annotation marks the transcript as partial. Gene Ontology annotation, biological process: peptidyl-proline hydroxylation to 4-hydroxy-L-proline. Gene Ontology annotation, molecular function: L-ascorbic acid binding; procollagen-proline 4-dioxygenase activity; iron ion binding. Lineage: Eukaryota; Fungi; Ascomycota; Sordariomycetes; Amphisphaeriales; Sporocadaceae. The record is from RefSeq and is a predicted model, not a curated record. Gene Ontology annotation, cellular component: endoplasmic reticulum. The transcript has a single exon.
CCGACAAAGACGGUAUAUCAAUCCAGGGACAUACAAGUUCCAGCCGAUUAUCUCAGGUCGGACCCUCAUGAUGCGAGACCUAUUGAAUAUCAGCAAAUCGACUUCGCCAAAACCGUCCUACCAGAAUUUGAUGGCGGUUACGCCGUAAUAUUGGAUUAUGUGCUCAGCCCGUCAGAAUGUGCCAAGCUCAUCCAGCUGGCCGAGUCCAGCGUGGUCAAUGAGGACAAAGUCGAGAACGGAAAUCCCUGGCAGCCGGCUCUAGUCAAUAUUGGCGGUGGCUACGAGGUACUUCAGGCAUCUUACCGCAACAGCGAUAGGAUCAUUUGGGAUCAGCAAGAGAUUGUGGACCGGCUGUGGGCUCGCAUGGAAAAGGUCCCUGAAAUCCAGCAAAAGCUAGGACGCUUCAACGAGAUUGAUCUUCUUGGGGCGAGGAAACUUAACGGGAAGCCUGGUAUGAACUGGGACUUUCAUAGGGUGAACAAGAGGUUGCGCUUCUUGAAGUACGGACCAGGACAGUUUUUCCGGCCCCAUUGUGAUGGCGCUUACACGGAAAGUGGUCGGGACGACGACAAGGUCAUUCGGACACACUUCACACUUCAUCUCUAUCUGAAUGAUUCGAAAGCUCAAGGGGGUGAUGAUGCGGAUCUAGAAGGAGGUGCUACCUCGUUCUUGUCAUCUGACGAAUUGCGCAAGCUAGACGUUGAUCCCAAAGCAGGACGUGUACUCAUUUUUCAACAUCAACGACUGUAUCAUUCCGGUGACGAUGUAAAGGCUGGCACCAAGUACACAGUGCGUACUGACAUUAUGUACGAGCUC